CUUUAUCAUGAGAAUAAAGCCCAUCCAACAAUGCAAACAACGGAUGGUCCCACCAAUACUACUAUCCUCUUCCUCUUCUUUGUCUCUGCAAAUUUUAAUCAAAUAAAUAAUCGGAUCCGAUCGGAUCGGAGUUAAAGCUGAUUUCACCAUCACACUGCCUCUUCGGUAUUCCUACUUCUCAGUUCCGACUUGACCCACCGAUUCCAUCCCCAAGAUGCCAUAUUCAAGACAAAGAAGGUCUCCUUCACCAGAGUCACCUGGUAGAGGAAACCGACGGUCAAGAUCAUUGUCCUUGACGAGGUCAAGGAGAAGCCGUUCAAGGAGUCCUGAGGAUGUAGUCAACCCUGGGAAUAACUUGUAUGUGACAGGCUUAUCGACAAGAGUUACCACUGAUGAUCUUGAGAAGUUUUUUGGAAAAGAAGGAAAGGUUUUGGAGUGCCAUCUGGUUACAGAUCCUCGCACUAGGGAAUCUCGUGGAUUUGGGUUUGUCACUAUGGAAACUCUUGAAGAUGCUGAGCGCUGUGUUAAACAUUUAAAUCGUGCAGUUCUUGAAGGUCGAUUAAUCACUGUAGAAAAGGCGAAACGGAAGCGAGGAAGGACACCAACUCCGGGCAGGUAUCAAGGUUUGCGAGAUAAGCGAGGUGGCCAUGGUAAUAGACAUUCUCGUAGCUACUCACCACGUCGAUGGCCAGACAGAGAUCCCUAUUCUAGGGAUCAAAGGAGAAGAUCAAGAUCUCCAUAUGAUAGAAGGCGCAGGGAACAGUCCCCACCAGCUGGUUAUCGUAGAUAAACACAUGAUCCAAGCCAGGCCGAGCCAAGCUGUGACUUGACUCUUGUUCAUCAGCACUGAGGGCUUUCGGUUUUUUCUCUGCUAAGUGUACGUUAUCAGCUACUAAUUGUCCUCUAAUUCUAUUAUGUCCUGUGUUUCUAUUAUAUCGUGUAGUAUCUUAACAGCAUUGUCUCUGUUCCUUGUUUCUGCUAAUCCACUCGUGCGGUAUGACAUUUGUAUCUCGACAACAUUGCCCUGUAAUUGCAAGAUUAUGUAGAUGUAUGUGUGUUUCUGUA
Molecule: messenger RNA, 1065 nt
Organism: Cannabis sativa
Lineage: Eukaryota; Viridiplantae; Streptophyta; Magnoliopsida; Rosales; Cannabaceae
Product: serine/arginine-rich splicing factor SR45a
Exons: 7
Coding region: 215-790 (191 amino acids)
Biological process (GO): positive regulation of mRNA splicing, via spliceosome
Cellular component (GO): spliceosomal complex
Molecular function (GO): RNA binding
Source: RefSeq, a predicted model, not a curated record